Messenger RNA from Melampsora larici-populina 98AG31, 441 nucleotides. RefSeq lists its product as uncharacterized. Gene Ontology annotation, biological process: chromatin organization; regulation of DNA-templated transcription. The transcript is spliced from 4 exons. Lineage: Eukaryota; Fungi; Basidiomycota; Pucciniomycetes; Pucciniales; Melampsoraceae. The record is from RefSeq and is a predicted model, not a curated record. Gene Ontology annotation, cellular component: nucleus; Rpd3S complex; NuA4 histone acetyltransferase complex. The coding region runs from base 1 to 441 and encodes 146 amino acids.
AUGGUCAAACUGGCAUUUGCGGAUAAUGAAUGUGUUUUGUGUUAUCGUGGACCUUUAAUUUAUGAAGCUAAGCAUAAGUUAGGGAUUGGAUCAAGUUUAGAUAAGGGUAAGAAACCCGAACAAAGAGGUACGAAAAAGAGUAGAGAUAUUGGGAUUGAAACUGAGGAAGAACCUUCAAAAAGACCCAUUAUUCGGAUCAUGAUCUUAGAACCGUUAAAGUUACAACAAGUAGACAAUUGGGAAGCAGUGAGAUGGAAGAAUCAAGUUGUCACACUACCAAGAAAUCUGACAGUUAGUAUGAUCUUUCAAGAAUAUGAAACAUACGAAUCCAAAUCAAAAACUUUAUCAAUAUCCAAAAAUCUACUACAUGAAGUAUUAGCCGGAAUCAAAGUUUACUUUGAUAAAGCUCUUGGUCAUUAUUUAUUAUAUCGAUAUUUGUAA